CCGAACCCAUCAACCAACACCUCUCCGCCUCCGCGCUUGUCAUUUGUCGCGCCCCACACACGCAGCUCCUCGUGGCGGAACUUGGUACUUGGCGGCGCCCUCUCUGACCUCUCCUUUUUCCUCACCUUUCGAUCGGCGGCCGCCUCCCUCCUCCUCCCCUCCACUCCCGUACCCUUCCCCGAGCCGCCGCCGCCGCCGCCAUGGCCAUGAAGGGACCCGGCCUCUUCUCCGACAUCGGCAAGAAGGCCAAGGAUCUGCUCACGAAGGACUACACCUAUGACCAGAAGUUCACCAUCUCCACCGUCAGCGCCUCCGGAGUGGGCCUCACUUCCACAGCUGUGAAGAAAGGAGGGCUUUAUACUCUUGAUGUCAGCUCAGUUUACAAGUACAAGAAUACUCUUGUUGAUAUUAAAGUGGACACUGAAUCAAACAUCUCUACCACCUUGACUGUGUUAGAUGCCCUGCCAUCCACAAAACUUGUGACGUCUGUGAAGCUGCCUGACUACAAUUCUGGAAAGGUGGAAUUGCAAUACUUCCAUGAGAAUGCAAGUUUUGCUACUGUUGUUGGCACGAAGCCAUCUCCUGUGGUUGAACUUUCUGGGACAGUUGGUGCUCAAGGAGUUUCGUUUGGUGCGGAAGCUGGGUAUGACACAGCUACAGGAAAACUUACCAAGUACACUGCUGCAAUUGGUGUAACCAAGCCAGACUACCAUGCUGCAUUCAUUCUGGCCGACAAAGGUGACACCAUUAAAGUGUCAGGUGUUUACCACCUUGAUGAGAAGCAGAAAGCCUCAGCUGUGGCUGAACUAACCCGGAGGCUCUCAACAAAUGAGAACACACUCACUGUUGGUGGCCUAUACAAGAUUGAUCCUCAGACCGCCGUGAAGGCAAGGCUCAACAACACUGGAACGCUUGCCGCGCUUCUUCAACAUGAGCUCAAACCCAAGUCACUCUUGACAAUCUCUGGUGAAUUCGAUACCAAGGCCCUGGACAGGGCCCCCAAGUUUGGCCUGGCACUUGCAUUGAAGCCCUGAUCAGAUCAUCCCCGGUUAAUUGCUGGUGAAUUUUGAAUUCUUUGGUUGUUUUUGCAAAGCUGUAGCCAAUAAUUUGUUCCACGGAUCUGUUCUGUUAACCUGGCAAAGGUUUGACGCUGUGUGGGAUGGAUCCGGAUGGGUCGUCUACAAGAUUUUUUACCCAUGAGUUUUUGUUGUUGGAAGCAUCUGUAGAUGUAUGCCGGUUGUUUCUUUAGCUUCUAGGCUCUCUGCCACUGAGUACUGAGUAGCCGCCACGGUAAUCUUUUGCAUGCAGAAACUACAUGUGAUUUUUGUGUGGUCUUGAUUGAUUUACCGCACGCUUUUUUUGGGACUUAUUUAUCAUUUGUAUGUGGUGUUCA
This is a messenger RNA of Panicum hallii, 1393 nucleotides long. RefSeq names its product mitochondrial outer membrane protein porin 5. Lineage: Eukaryota; Viridiplantae; Streptophyta; Magnoliopsida; Poales; Poaceae. Gene Ontology annotation, biological process: monoatomic anion transmembrane transport. The coding region runs from base 201 to 1034 and encodes 277 amino acids. Gene Ontology annotation, cellular component: mitochondrial outer membrane. The transcript has 6 exons. Gene Ontology annotation, molecular function: voltage-gated monoatomic anion channel activity. The record is from RefSeq and is a predicted model, not a curated record.